GAAGGUUUGCUUGUACAGAUGUAUUUGAACUCGAUUGUUCAGUGUAAAUCGUUAUUUCAUCUUAAAAGAAUGUCAGUAUUGUUUUAGUGUUGGGGGAAAUAUGUUGGGCAAAAUAAUUCUGGUCGUUAUGGCUGUGGGUGUGACGUCUCUGCCGCAGACGCAUGAGACGAAGAAAUUCAGAGUUGGGAUAGAAUAUGACCAUUCCUUGCCAAUGGUGGGAGGGUCGGACCGAUACCGACAUCGAAACAAUUACGACCCGUUCUUCGUCACUGUCACCGCUACCGCCAAGAAAAACUACGUAAUAUCAUACCUCGAAGUCUCCGCCACAGUGGACACAUCAGGCGAAGUGGAUUUCUGCGUCACAUCGGGUUCCACGGGUUCCCGAAGCAUGGUGUUCCGGCUGGCGUCGAACCGUUCCGAGUUCCUGUCUUAUUCGUAUUUGGCGUACGGAAUACGGGAGGACGAGUACAAAAAGGUGACGGCUGUGUCGUGUGGCGGGUGCUAGGUUAGUUAUAGUUAGUUAAGUUUUAGAAUUUAAUAAAAUACAUGUUUGAUUCAACAAGCAGAAAUUAAUAAGAAGAAUUGAGUCAUAUAACGUUAAAACGACCGUCUUUCUUUCUUAGAGUUUUGUGACAAAAAAUCAAUCUUUUUUAGGUAUAUUUUUCAAAAGUAUACCUAAAAAACCUUAUUUCUUGUCACAAACCCCUCUUGGGUAUGGGAUUAUUUUUAUUCUUUCGGAGUGAUUGUUUCCGAAAAUAUUAACUUCACCAAAGCUUUCAGCUGCCCCCCCCCCCCCCUCUAGAGCUCAAAUUUUACAUACAAUAUAUGCCCCACUGCAGCAUCCCUCUCCUCCAGGCCUCCGACGAUAUCAGCUUGCCCCCCUAGAUUGCAGGCUGGCUACGCGUUACUAGCUCGCCCCGGCUUCCUUAACAAAUUAUACACCUAAACCUUCCUCGAGAAUCAGAAUCUCUCUUUUGAUAGGUUCAUAAAAACAGCAUGAAAAUCCGUCCAACAUACAGACAGACAGAUGCGACGGAAAACUUUGUUAUAAAUAUGCGUGGAUGGUAUUAUUUUUAUAUUAAAUUCCUAAGCAAUAUCUCAUCUUUCUAUCUUCGAAACCAUGCCCGUCUGCGUAUAAUAUAAUAUUAUUCAGUUUUAUACCUCGUUAACUUGUUAAUAGUUAUUAUUAUUUUAUAUUUGUAAGAUAUAUUUUCUUAUUUUCUAGAUAAUAAUAUUCUCAACAGGGCCAUCUAUCAUGAUACGCACGUACUAAAUACAAACUCAAGUUACGUGCCGGAAAGCUUGGUUCAGUAAUAACUGAAAGUCAGCCUAUCGGCAUUAUAAUUCAAAGCAUAGUCCAUAGAUGGCGCUUGUUGUCUUAAUGUAGGUUUUUGUUCUUUAUAUUGUCAACAG
Cydia pomonella (codling moth) is the source of this 1413-nucleotide messenger RNA. RefSeq lists its product as uncharacterized. The coding region runs from base 101 to 505 and encodes 134 amino acids. The record is from RefSeq and is a predicted model, not a curated record. The transcript is spliced from 3 exons. Lineage: Eukaryota; Metazoa; Arthropoda; Insecta; Lepidoptera; Tortricidae.